Molecule: messenger RNA, 1530 nt
Organism: Glossina fuscipes
Lineage: Eukaryota; Metazoa; Arthropoda; Insecta; Diptera; Glossinidae
Product: protein henna
Exons: 6
Coding region: 85-1434 (449 amino acids)
Biological process (GO): L-phenylalanine catabolic process; L-tyrosine biosynthetic process
Molecular function (GO): phenylalanine 4-monooxygenase activity; iron ion binding
Source: RefSeq, a predicted model, not a curated record
UUUAUUGAAGUUUUAAAAACGAUAUAGAUUUGUUUUUAUUUUUUAUUUAAAGAAAAAAAAAAAAAAAACAUUCGCAAAGAAAUCAUGAAUCAACGACGAGUGUCCUUUGAUAAGCCCACCCGUUUGGAAGGCUCUUAUAUAGCGGAAGGUGUUGAGAUUCAGGAAGCUCGUAAUACUUGUCUCUUGUUUUCAACAAAGGAGCAGGAUAGCGGCGCUUUAGCGGAAAUGUUGAAAAUUUUCAAAAAACAUAACGUGAAUCUGGUGCAUAUUGAGUCGCGUUCGUCUUUACGCAUUCCAGGUUAUGAAUUCUUUGUUGAAUGUGAUGGUAAAUCAAUUGGUUUGGGUAAAGCCAUCGAAGAAUUACGUGAUCAAUGCAGUUACUUUAACGUGAUAUCACGUGAUUAUAAAGAUAAUUUGUCGGCCGUUCCUUGGUUUCCACGAAGAAUACGCGAUUUAGAUCGAUUUGCUAAUCAGAUAUUAAGUUACGGUGCCGAGUUGGAUAGCGAUCAUCCUGGAUUUACGGAUCCAGUUUACAGAGAAAGAAGAAAACAUUUUGCUGAUAUUGCCUAUAACUAUAAAUACGGCCAACCUUUGCCACAUGUGGAAUAUACCAAAGAGGAAAUUGCAACUUGGGGUAUCAUUUUUAGGGAAUUAACUAAACUAUAUAAAACUCAUGCUUGCAAAGAGUUUAAUCAUGUUUUCCCAUUAUUGGUGGACAAUUGCGGUUUUCGUGAGGAUAACAUACCGCAAUUGGAGGAUAUAUCAAGAUUCCUUAAAGAUUGUACUGGUUUCACUUUACGUCCGGUAGCCGGUUUAUUAUCAUCACGCGAUUUCUUGGCUGGCUUAGCUUUCCGAGUAUUCCAUUCCACUCAAUACAUAAGACAUCCGAGUAAGCCUAUGUACACGCCCGAACCGGAUGUUUGCCAUGAAUUGUUAGGUCAUGUACCUUUAUUUGCUGAUCCAGAUUUUGCUCAAUUCAGUCAGGAAAUAGGCCUAGCUUCUCUUGGCGCUCCUGAAGAAUACAUAGAGAAAUUAGCUACUAUUUACUGGUAUACCGUUGAAUACGGCAUGUGUCGCCAAGAUGGCCACUUAAAAGCGUAUGGCGCCGGCUUACUUUCCUCGUUCGGUGAGUUGGAAUAUUGUCUCACGGACAAGCCCGAGCAUCGUGAAUUCGACCCAGAGAUAACUGGUACCACCAAAUAUGUGAUUACAGAAUUCCAAAAGAUCUAUUACGUUGCGGAAAGUUUUGAAAGCGCCAAAAUAAAAACUAUGCAAUUCGCUAACACUAUACCGCGUCCCUUUGGAGUACGCUACAAUGCUUACACUGAAAGCAUUGAAGUUUUGGAUUCCAAGAAGCAAAUCAAUAAUUUGAUGAAAAACAUCGAAACCGAAUUUCAAAUUUUACAAAAUGCGGUCAAUAAAUUAAAAGUUUAAUUAACGGCAGAGCAUAACAUAAGUAGUUAAGUUAACAUAUUUUAAACUUUUUUUCGUUUUCUUUUUUAAAUAAAAAAACCUGAGAUUAUUAGAUAA